This is a messenger RNA of Strongyloides ratti, 1284 nucleotides long. RefSeq names its product Protein kinase domain and Serine/threonine-/dual specificity protein kinase, catalytic domain and Protein kinase-like domain-containing protein. Lineage: Eukaryota; Metazoa; Nematoda; Chromadorea; Rhabditida; Strongyloididae. The record is from RefSeq and is a predicted model, not a curated record. Gene Ontology annotation, biological process: protein phosphorylation. The coding region runs from base 1 to 1284 and encodes 427 amino acids. The transcript is spliced from 2 exons. Gene Ontology annotation, molecular function: ATP binding; protein kinase activity.
AUGGGUAAUCAUCACUCAACAUCUCAAUAUUCUGAUCAAUCAACAAAAAGGAUCAUGUCUUUAAGUAAUUCAAUAAAUUCAACCAGGAACCAAAAGAAAACAAAUAUUUUUAAACUUUGUAAUAUUUUUGCCAAACAAAAAUUUGAUAAUGCUGCUUUUGCACAAACCUGUCCACCACCAUUAGGAGGAGAAAUGCCAUUAGGAGAGUCGUGUGUUGUGAUGCCUGAUAGGCCAGCAAUGAAAUUAGAUCAAAGAUUAGUUUGUAAGUAUGAAGUUUUAACUGUUAUUGGAAAAGGAUCUUUUUCACAAGUUUUAAGAGUUCAACAUCGAAUUACUGGUACUUUUUAUGCUGUUAAAGUAGUUACUCCUGAUAGAGAUAUGGGACAAUCUGUAAAUAAUGAAUUAUCAAUUUUAAGUCGAGUCUCUCAUCCAUUUGUAAUUCGCUUAGAAGAAGUAUUUAGAGGAGCUUCAAAAUUAUUUAUUGUUAUGGAAAUGGCAUCUGGUGGUGAAAUGUAUGAUCGUGUUGUAUCUAAAGGUAGAUAUACAGAAAAUGAAGCAAAACAAGCAUUAAGAAUGCUUCUAUCUGGUUUAGCAUACCUUCAUAGUUUAAAUAUUACACAUAGAGAUUUAAAACCUGAAAAUCUUUUAUAUAGUGAUAAUCGACCAGAUGCUAGACUUUUAAUUUCUGAUUUUGGUUUAGCACAUCAAGCAACUAAACCCGGUGAAACAAUGAAUGAAACUUGUGGUACAUGUGAAUAUAUUGCACCUGAAGUUUUAUUACGUAUGCCAUAUACAAAUAAAGUUGAUAUUUGGGCAGUAGGAGUUAUAGCAUAUAUUUUAAUGUCUGGAAUUAUGCCAUUUGAUGAUGAUUGUCGAUCUCGUUUAUAUACUCUUAUUAUAACAGCAAAUUAUGUAUACUAUCCUCAAUAUUGGUCUGGUUCUGAUAUGGCAAAGAAAUUUGUAGAUUUACUUCUUAAUACAGAUCCAAAUGAAAGAUUGAGUGCUGUUCAAACAUUACGUCAUGACUGGCUUACGGGUGAAAAUAGAUCAAAUCAUCUGACAUAUUCAAUUAAAUCAAGACCAUCAAUUGAAUACAAUAAUAUCCAAAGAACAAAAUCAACAAGAUCUAUUAGAAGUGUAACAAGAAGUGAUCAUGGGCAUAAAGUUGAUCCAAGAGAAGUAGAUAAAUUAGCUAAUGAUUUACAACGUUUAGCUAAAAAUCAAAAGUAUAAUUCUCAAAGGGAUAAUAAUUUUGCGACUACUAAACAUUACGGAGUCUUUUAA